AUGCAGUUCACUACCGCUCUUCUUGCUCUCGCUGCUACCGCAGUCGCUCUUCCCAACGUUGGCCCUUCUCCUCCCAAGGGUGGCGAGUUGGGCAAGCAGCAACCUUUCUGGCCUGUUGACCAAGGUGUUACCGUCGAGGAAGCCAAGGCUGCUUGUGGUAACAACAACCAAGUUGCUUGCUGCGAUGACACCACCUUCACCGGUGACCAGGUUGAGGUUGAGUCCGGCCCUCUUGCUGGUGCCCUCAAGGAGCUUAUCGGAGGCAAGAAUGGUGCCAAGGGUCUCGGUCUCUUUGACAAGUGCUCCAAUCUCAACCUCGAUGUCCUCCUCGGUACCACCGAUCUUAUCAGCAACCACUGCAAGCAGAACAUUGCUUGCUGCCAGGGCAACACUGCCGACUCCUCUAGCGAUCUCGUCGGACUCAACAUUCCUUGCGUUGCUCUUGGUUCUCUUGUGUAA
This is a messenger RNA of Talaromyces marneffei, 459 nucleotides long. RefSeq lists its product as uncharacterized. Gene Ontology annotation, molecular function: structural constituent of cell wall. The record is from RefSeq and is a predicted model, not a curated record. Gene Ontology annotation, cellular component: fungal-type cell wall. The transcript is spliced from 2 exons. NCBI's taxonomy places the organism in Eukaryota, Fungi, Ascomycota, Eurotiomycetes, Eurotiales, Trichocomaceae. The coding region runs from base 1 to 459 and encodes 152 amino acids.